GAACAGACUAGUGGGGUCUCCCCACCAAGCAGCUUUCCAAGCUCAGUCGAGCUGCGCGAAAAGGAUCCGAUCAUCUGUGAAAUAAAAUACAUACAAUUUAACUCUGGUUGCGUACUCGGUUUAUUUCUAACCUUGCAUAAUGCUGACAGGAAUUCGAAUUUACUGGUAAAAUGUCAAAACGUUGGGGUAGCGACUAUGUGGUCACGGAGCAUCGCGAUUUACAGGCUAAUACUAUGGCCGUGGACGCGACUGGUAAUUACGUAUUACUUGCUGGACGUCGGUAUUUCGCAGUGAAACAUCUAGAUGAAGGUGCUGAUACCUUAAAAAAAUUUCAAAGACAAAGCAAAUACGAAGUUGGCUCGGCUGAAUGGAAUCCUACAAGUACAAAUUCUCACCUGUGUGCUGUAUCGAGUAAUACACGUAUCGAAAUAUUAUCUCUUAAUGGAGUUGGCUGUUAUGACUUACAAACAACAAAUAGUCUUAAAGCACAUACAAGAGUAGUAAGUGACUUAAACUGGCAUCCUAAGGAACCAGAUAUUGUUGCUUCUUGUAGUAUUGAUACAUUUAUACAUAUUUGGGAUGUAAGGGAUCAAAGAAGGCCUUGUUUAUCUUUGUCUGCAGUAGCUGGUUCUUCCCAAGUAAGAUGGAAUGCUUUAUCUCCUAACAUGUUAGCUACGGCUCAUGAUGGGGACAUUAAAAUAUGGGAUCAACGAAAAGGAAAUAGCCCUAUGCAGUAUAUAGCUGCUCACUUAACAAAAAUACAUGGUUUAGAUUGGUGUCCAUUCCAACAAAAUCAACUGGCUACUUCUAGUCAAGAUUGCACAGUGAAAAUCUUUGAUAUUAGUAAUCCACGUAGAGCAGAGAGCAUUUUGACAACAAAUUCACCAGUGUGGAGGGCUAGAUAUACGCCAUUUGGGGAGGGAUUGGUAACAAUAGUAGUACCGCAAUUACGACGAGGAGAGAAUAGUCUGUUAUUAUGGAACAUAACGAACCUCAGUGCACCUAUUUAUACUUUUGUAGGACAUACUGAUGUUGUUCUUGAGUUUCAAUGGAGGCAUCAAAAAUUAGAAAAUAGUGAUUUUGAAUUGAUUACUUGGUCAAAAGAUCAAUGUUUAAGGAUAUAUAAAAUUGAUCCCAUUUUAAAAAAAUUAUGUGGACAUGGCAUAGAUGAUAAUACAUCUAUUUAUACUCAGUAUUCUGAAGAUAAUAAUAUAAGAACAUUACAAUCCGUCCAGCAACUGCAACUUAACGAUACUCAAAAUGAUCGCGAAGUGAGUUGUAUAACAACAAAAGUAGAUGAACCGACAUUGAAUUCUGAAUCAGAUACAUAUAUCGAAAAUAAUAAAGAAAUAUCGUCUCCUACACAACCAAAGACCUUGCAGCAAGAAUUCUCUUUGAUAAAUAUGAAUAUACCCAAUAUAGAGGUUAAUGAAAUGGAUGCUGUAGAACGUAGUUGUACUGUAACAGCAUCCAACAAAAGUUACAAUGUGAUAUUAAAAGUAAAUUUCCCUCCAAAUUAUCCAUACAGUGCACAACCCACAUUUCAGUUUUGUCCUGGAACAACAAUUGAUAAUACAACAAUGACGAAAUUAUUAAAAGUUUUAAAACAGACUGCUCAGCAGCGUGUUAAAAAGAACAGAUCAUGUUUAGAACCCUGCCUUAGACAAUUAAUUACAACUUUAGAGCAAACAUGUAAAAAGGACGAAAAUGAAAGUAGUCAUUUAGGAUACGACAUUCAGGAUAAUGCAAAUUUCUUAGGUUCUUCUAACAUAUACACUAAUUAUCAAGAUGCCAAUAUACCGUUUCCUAGAACUUCUGGUGCUAAAUUUUGUUGUGUGGGAAUACUUGUAUGUUUUGGUCGCGCUUCGUACACCAGAAGGUCAUCAAUGAAACCUGAAAAUACCACACCUAGAGCACUUUCUGCUUUAGGAAAUGGGAUUGGCAAUGGAGAACACUUUAUACACAUGUAUUCGAACUCCUAUGUACAGUCGAAUGAUAACAUUCCUAUAAGUUCGUUUUAUUUUCAAGAUCGUGUAAGUGGUAGUGACUUUGAUGAAGAUCAUGAAAGUAAAAUAAGUCGAGGAUUACACAAUACGAACAGAAUGACCUACAGGUCAUGUUGUAAAAAUUAUCAUUUUAUGGUAAUAAUAUAUGAUGCCUCGUCAUUAUUUUUCGUUAACAAAGAGCUAGCUGAGAAAUAUGUCAUUAAUAUUACUGACAUCCCAGCAAUGUGUCAAUAUAAUGCAAAUAUUGCCGCGGCACUAGAACGUCCAGAUUUAGUUCAGGCAUGGUGUUUGGCUGCUCUCGUUAUUUCACAGCCAGUUGCGAACGUGGGACAAAAUUCUUGUCAGUCACCUGAUAUCGAUGCCCCAUGGCCUUUACAUCCUUUUGGUCAAAAUUUGAUUCAUUCCUUGAUACAGCAUUAUGCCAAUCAGUCAGAUAUUCAAAUGGCAGGUAUGCUGAGUUGUGCAUUUAGUUAUCGUUCGGAAAAUCCUGAUAUUUCUCAAACACGACUAAGUAGCAAAUCUAUCAACGUUAGUAGGCUUUCUACAGGAAAGUGGUGGUUGAAGCCUGGUGGUUCGCCGUAUCAUACAAUUCACUUAGCGGAUACCACAUUGGAAGGAUGGAAUUUUCAGAAUUUGAAACAACACCGAUCGAACUCGUGGUCUGAUUCAUUAGAUGAUUUAAAGUUAAUUCAAGAUUCGUUUGGGGAUUCUGUAAAAAGUAUUAGAUUGCUCGACGAAAAAUAUACUACUCUUUAUGAUGGAUACAAAAAAGCAUAUGCAGAAGUAUUACACAGAUGGAGACUAUUGGAUGCGCGUGCACAAGUAUUAAAACACGUGAGUGCAACUCCGUUGGACACGCACAAAGGUGUUGAGUUUCAAAGCGAGUGCCAAAUGUGUGGUAAAGUUAGCAGAGGACCUCAAUGUAUAAGCUGCAAACGAUUAGCUUUAGAAUGUGUAAUUUGUCAUAUUUCCGUGAGAGGUCCAAGUAACUUCUGUGUUUUCUGUGGACAUGGAGGACACACACAGCAUUUAGCAAAAUGGUUCAGUAGCGAAACACUAUGUCCAACAGGCUGUGGAUGCUAUUGCUUACAGGAAAGUUCUACCUUAUUAAAAUUGUAAAUAAAAAAAAAUAAGAAGUGUACAUAAUCGCGAUGAAAAGUAAUGAAUGUUAUGACAGGAU
Megachile rotundata (alfalfa leafcutting bee) is the source of this 3186-nucleotide messenger RNA. It is a transcript of the gene Wdr59, whose product is annotated as WD repeat domain 59. Gene Ontology annotation, cellular component: vacuolar membrane; Seh1-associated complex. Lineage: Eukaryota; Metazoa; Arthropoda; Insecta; Hymenoptera; Megachilidae. Gene Ontology annotation, molecular function: signaling adaptor activity; protein binding. Gene Ontology annotation, biological process: positive regulation of TORC1 signaling; cellular response to amino acid starvation. The record is from RefSeq and is a predicted model, not a curated record.